CUGCACUACCGCUUCCCAAAUCUCCUCCCGCGCAUGCACGCACACGCGCACGCACGCACGCGCGUCCUUGCCCUGCAGUGCCAAGCCUACACCCACCCCUCCCCUCCCCAAACCCAGCCGCCUGCAGCCCUUCGCCUGUCUCCACCCCCCGUCUUAAGCCCAGCCUGGCCAUCUCCGGUCUGUUUUUCGUGUGUGUGUGUGUUGCCGCUCGGUGCGAGACGCAGCCUUUAAACAUCAGACGCGUCCGAGUGGUCGCGAUUUCGCCGGCUCCGGCUGCUGCUGCUGCUGCUGCGCGGAGUCCGCGGCGCGAACGAGCGCCUCUGCGUAGAGUAGUUGCAAAGUUGAAAAGUGUAUCGGCGAGCGGAGCCCUCUCUGAUCGCUAGCAGAUGUGGCACACGUAGGAAACGAGGGGCUGUAGUUUUAAAAAGCGUGCCGUUUGAAAGGGGCGGACGAGAAGGAGCAAAGUGAGGUGGUGGAGGGGGGGGAAAGAGACUCGGAGACAGAGCGAGAGAGACAGAGGAGGGAGCGAGAGAGAGAGAGAACUUUUUUUUUAAAGUUUCAGUUUCUUUGGGUCGGAUUUAAUAUAUUUUUUUCUCCCAGACUGGGAUUGUGACUUAGUGGAAAGGCACAUGCUCGGCAGAACCGGCUACACGGACUCGAGAUGGCCGUGUGCCUGGGCUCCCUGACGGGGGGGCAGCUCGGCUUGGCGCUGAUCCUGUGCUGCUGCUGCUGCAUCUCGACAGCCGAGGGGCGGCUCCCACACCCGCUGCUCUACUUCGGCCCGGGCGACGCGCGCGUGCUGCAGCAGCAGGCGCACACCACGCACGCGCACCUCGCCAAGGUGAUCCGCAACUCGGUCAAGAGCAUGAUGUCCAAGGCCACCUUCUAUCUGCCGCCCGUCGAGCACGAGGCGUUCGCGGCGCGCUGGAACGAGAUCUACGGCAACAACCUGGGCGCCCUCGCCAUCUACUGCGUCCUCUUCCCGGGCGACGAGACGGCGCUCAAGUUCACGCUGGAGUACAUGGACCGCAUGUGCAGCUACCCGCGCUGGCAGGUGCGCGACGCGCCGCAGGACGAGGUGCCCGUCGCACACUCGCUCGUCGGCUUCGCCACCGCCUUCGACUUCCUGUACCCGCGCGUGGACGCGCGGCGGAGGGCCGCGCACCUCGCCAAGAUCCGCGCCGUCACCGAGGAGAUGUACGAGCUGUCCAAGUUCCGCGCGUGGGGCAAGCACUACCUGCACAACCACGAGGUGACCAACGUGAUGGCGCUGCUCACGGGCGCCCUGGUCGUGGAGGCGCACGACCGGGCGGCGGCGGCGCCCUGGCGGCAAGCGGCCACGGAGCUGAUGGAGAGGACCUUGUUCCUGCUGGACCACGUGGUGGACGGCUCUCUGGACGAAGGGGUCGCCUACGGCAGCUACACGUCCCGCUCGGUGACGCAGUACAUCUUCCUGGCGCUGCGGCACUUUGGCAUUAACCACACCAACAGCACGUGGCUGCGCGAGCACUUCUGGUUCUACUACGCCACGUCGCUGCCCGGCUACCAGCGGACGGUGGGCAUCGCCGACUCCAACUACAACUGGUUCUACGGGCCGGAGAGCCAGCUGGUGUUCCUCGACAGGUACGUGCUGCGCAACGGGAGCGGCAACUGGCUCGCGCAGCAGAUCCGGCGGAGCAGACCCAGGGACGGCCCCAUGGAGCACUCGACGUCGCAGCGCUGGUGCACGCUGCACACCGAGUACCUGUGGUACGACGCGCAGCUGGUGCCCAGACCGCCCGCCGACCACGCCGCGCCCAGGAUGCACGUCUUCUCCAACUGGGGAGUGGUGACGUACGGCGGCGGGCUGCCCAGAGCCCCCGGCAACACGUUCGUGUCUUUCAAGUCGGGGAAGAUGGGCGGGCGCGCGGUGUUCGACAUCGUGCACAGCGGCGCCUACUCGUGGAUCAACGGCUGGAAGAACUUCAACCCCGGGCACGAGCACCCCGACCAGAACUCAUUCACCUUCGCGCCCAACGGCCAGGCGUUCGUGGCCGAGGCGCUGUACGGCCCCAAGCACACGUAUCUUAACAACGCGCUGGUGUUCGGGCCGUCGCCCACCAGCCAGUGCAACCAGCCCUGGGAGGGCCAGCUGGGCGAGUGCUUCCAGUGGCUCAAGUGGACGGGCGAGGGUGUGGGCGACACGGCGGGAGAGGUGAUCACGGCGUCGCAGCACGGCGAGCUGAUGUUCACCAGCGGCGAGGCCGCGUCGGCCUACUCGGCCUCCAUGGGUCUCAAGAGCGUCUACAGAAGCCUGCUGCUGCUCAACUCGCAGACGCUGCUGGUGGUCGACCACAUCGAGCGCUCGGAGACCUCGCCCGUCAGCCAGGCGAGCGCCUUCUUCCACAACAUGGAGCUCGACUUCAAGUACGUGCUGCAGAGGGUCAGGGACAGGUACAACGGCGCCGUGAUGGACGUGUGGGACGCAAAGUACGAGAUGUUUUGGUUCGACAGCCAGGGGAAUAGUCCCCGCGCCGCCCUGCAGGACAUGGAGCAGGCGGCGGAGUUCAAGAAACGCUGGACGCAGUUCGUCAACGUGACGUUCGCGCUGAGAGGGCCGCCGACGGCAACGCGCGUGGCGUACGUGUUCCACGGGCCGUUCGUCGCGCUCGGCGACUGCCGCUUCGUGGACGAGCACAGGAACGGCGUGCGCCUGCACCUGGAGGUCAACGGCACGUCGCAGCUCGUGUCGAUCGCGACGCGGUACCAGGACCCGGCCGCACGCCUCGCCUACCUGGGCUUCGCGGGGUACGCCAAGCUGGAGAACGAGCGGCAGAUAACGCGCUUCGGCCUGAGCCAGGUGGUGCUGCGUGAGCAGGGGGGCGAGAGCGACCUGGCGUACCUGAUGGGCGUCACGGUGAGCUUCGCCGUUGGCAUCACGCUCGGCACGGCAUUGGUGCUCAUGGCCGUGCGCUGGAAGUUCUACAUCUCCUUUAACCGGCUCGUGCGGCUGGCGAUGCUCGGCGUGGUUCUGCUGUGGGUCGUCGAGCUGCUGGUGGUGUGGCGGGCCUGCGUGCACCCCUUCUGCGGCCUCGGCUGGGAGCGCCGUCGCCCGCCGAUCGCGACGGGGAACUACGGCGACGGCCAGCGGCCCCUGCCGGAGCCCGACCUCCACUCGGUCCUGCCCACCGUCGUGGUCGCAUCGCUGCCGGCGUCCGGCGCCGAGAUCCUCAAAGAGCUGUUCGCCGGCACCACGGACUUUGCUUAUAUCGCGGCGCCCACACACCUGGUGAGGCUGCCCGACACGGAGUUCGAGGUGGACCCGUUCGUGGACGCGUGCGAGUGGACCUACGCGGACGUGCGUUCGGGGCGCUUCCCCACGCUGCAGGGCUGGUUCCAGUCCCUGCUUAGGAACCCGCGGCUUCACCUGCAGAAUAUGCCCCUGCAUGGGCUGCUGCCAAAGAGGCGGGUGUUAUCGCAUGAGAGUGGUGUGUCGUUAGGUGGUACGGCUCUGCCGGGAGAGGCCUAUUUUACACCACUUGUGCUCAACAAAACUAACGGGCAAGGGGCACCAGGUGGGAGCACUGAUUUGAUUGAGAGGCUCACACGAGACGCGCUUCCCACUGUAUCCCUGAGAUCGCGAAAGUUGCUGCGUAAAAAACAGCCCAGCAAAACUCUCCGGCGAGCAAAAGCCAAGCAGGAGCCAGAGCCCCUCCUCCAAAAGAGGGUCCUCUCGGAUGAAGAGAGCGAAGCAGAAUACAUCCGGGGUCUACGAGCUCACCUGCUGGCCUACCCCAACACACGCAUCGCCCUGCACCUGACGAGCGGCAGUUGGAACCUGAAGCUCCCCUUCCUGCGGGGCCUCGUGGGCUCGUCCCUGCGCGCGCUGCACGUGGUGCGCGAUCCGCGCGCUUGGGUCCACUCCAUGCUGUACGGCAGCAAGCCGAGCCACUACGCCGAGCUGGACGUUGCCGCGCGGCUCGAGCGCCUCUUCCAGGCCGCCGGCGCCGGGCGCGCGCCGAGGCGCGAGCCCUGCGGCCUGGGGUCUGGCUACGCGUUCGAAUUCGAGCCGCUGCGCCGGCUGGUGUCGGACGCGGAUGCCACUCCGGUGGCGCUGCUCGCGCACGUCUGGCUCGCCAGCACGGCGGCGGCGCUGCGCGUCAACCGCCAGCUGCCGGCGACGAACUGCGCGGUGGUGCGAUUCGAGGAGCUGGUGCAGCAGCCGCAGGCGGCCUCGGAGAGGAUAUACGCGUUCCUGGGACUGCCCGCGCCGCCCGCCGCGAUCAACCGCAUCCUGAUGGCCACGCGCAGCCAGGUGUUUCGCCUGCCUAAUGAGGGCCCGCUCUCGGCCAGCGCGGUGAGCGCGUGGAAGGCGAAGAUGCCGCGCAGGGACAUCCGUGAGAUUGAGGACAUCUGCGCGUCGAUGAUGACGCAGCUGGGAUACUCGAAAUUCAUGGAGUGAAAGAGUCGUGGGGGGUUGGUUUUUUUUUUGUUUUCGUUGUUGGCCCCUGCGUGAGUGACUCAUAAUCCUGUGGAAGAUUUGUUGUUUUCUUCUGAAUUGAGGUGUUGUCAACGAAAUCAAUAUUUACAACAAAUAAUUUGUUUUGGAUUAUUUUGGCCAAGGGACAAUUGAGUUACCGAUGUGGUGCAUUUGAAAUUGAGGGGUUAAAUGAGGCCCGUUCGUUUUUCAGUUAUAUGCAAUAUUUUGAUUGUAAAGUAUUUGUUUCACAGCGUUGUAUAAAUGCUCUAUUUAUAUUGACCGAGAAAAGCACUAAAGCACAAAAAAAUAUCUGCAACUGAACAAAUAGCACGUUCAUAUUUUUAGGAAGGAAAUAUUAUAUUAAAUACAACAGCUUGUUGUAAAAUACUGAACCGCAUUUGAUGAUUUCCUUAUGGUUUUGAUCGUUAAGUGUGAGGAUCAGUUGUAACUGAAGUGUAACUGUUCUCUGAGCCUCCUGGUAGGGACACCAAUGUUGUAUAGUGAAUCCUUGUUGGCGUUACAUUCUGCGAGAAAAUUGUAUUUAAGAAAAAGUAUGAAUCACCUAACUGCAGACAUCACAUUUACUUUAAGUGGCUCAGUAUUCUACAUUUUCAGUCUUUAGUGGAUGACUGGCUUUUUAGAUCCCUAAUUGCAUGUUUUUAAAUAUAUAAAGAGUUGACAGGGGGAGCAUUACAUUGACAAGUGACAAUCUGUAUAUAUUGGAGUGGGGGUUACCUUAAAUGACUAUACGAGGACAUUACGGAUGAUAACUCUCACGGAGUUAUUUAUGGAUUAAAUGCCAGCUUACAUGAAUCUUCAACACAUUACAAUCAUAGGGCGAGGCCAAUAUUUGAAAAAUUGGACAUGUUAAACCAACUGUGAAUGGCAAUGAAGAGUUGGGCUACGCAAGGGAACGUGGGAUCGGUGCAGGCAUCACUCCGUUUCCACACGAAAGCACUUUUAAUCAAAGAGGUUUAGCUCGGAGAGCUUCGAAGAGGUGGGUGGGAGUGGGGGGGGGGGGCACUGUCACAAAAACCCAUAGAUCUUAGAGGCUCAGAGCAAAUUCGCAUUGAUGCCUAUUAGCUACCAACGCAGUUCCCAUGUAACGUUCGCCAGCACAUCAUGACCGAAGCAGAUAUGCAACAUGUAAUGACAGAAGUGACGUUUUGUUGUUAUAUAAUCAUUCGUAUUAUAUACAAAUAGAAUAUACACAGUAACUGUGAUUAAAAAGAGGCCCUCACAAAAGAUCGUGGAAUUUCAAGACCGAUAACGCUUGCCACCGGCGACAAAAUCAUUGUCAAAUAGAUUUUGUCAGCUUUGAGCGGAACCAUGUGAACGAUAUGGAAGAGGGGAAAAACUCGCGUUAUGCUGUGCUGAUGAUCCCUAACAAGGUUGAAGCCAGUACAACGCAACGGUCUGAAUAUAGGUUUUUUGGUUAGGCAAGAUUAACUAAAGAGACCACAGACUGAUACUUUGUGUGAUUGACGUCCGAAGCCUACAGAGGCCCUAAAUAUUUGUACUUCAAAACAAGAAAAAAAUCACAUAUAAUCUCACUGACGCCUUGAGACUCUUUGUCACAGCUUUCUACACAGACAACCACACAUUCAUACGCACAAAUAAAUAAUGUAUAUUUGUGCAACGCUAACAUUUGUAAGGUGGCUGGUGAGGGUUCCAUCCGUGCUGUGCUGCUGGGUUCUACUCAAACACCGUGCAAAAUGCCUCUGCGCGUGAUAUAAGCAACCCAUUGACGAGCACGACUCUUCUCAGCAGCGAAUGACCUCACCUGCCUUGCUUGCACAGGUUCACAAAAUAAGGUAAUUAGUGUUUCACAACAUGUUGCUCGGUAUCCCCGCAUUCUCCAUCCCAUUUUACAAAAUAUUCAAGCGUAUGGGGAGGGGGGGGGAUGGCUGCCCCCCCCCCCCCCCACCGUCGCUCCAUCACCCGUGGCGUAGCCUGCCGCUGUUAAGAGCCUUGCGCAACCGACGAGAUGCGGACGUUGCUACAAAGUUGCGAGAUUGAGAGAGGCGCCGUCCAAGCGACCUCGGUGUUGGUUUCGUGGAAGACAAUUUUUUCAUGGACCGGGGUGGAGGGGGGGGGGUUCAUCAUUGGGUCUUUCCCCCUUUUCAAAGAAGCUCUCCAGCGACGUUUGUGUGUGUGUUUUUUGAAAACUCAUUUUGGCUACUAGGGGUUAGAGCUUGUGGGCUUACACAAAACUGUGACUGAGCUAAGUGCGCAGUGCGGGAAAGAGGCGCGGAUGGAAGCGGUAAAUAAAACAAUGGGUGGGCUACCCGCGGACGCACCGCUCUCACCUCCUGCUAUGCGGGCCCGGUUCCUAACAGCACCGGUCCGUGGCCCGGGGGUUGUUGACCUCUGGAGUAGACGCCGGAGGUCAUCGGGGGAUCUGGCGCCCUCGGCUGCCCCGGGUCGCGACCGCCGCACGCUGCCCUCCCCGUGGUGGCCGCGGUUUCUGUCGUCUUUUUAUUUUGGAGUGGAAAUGAGCCACAGCUGCGCGCAGCCUUCGUCCGUUUAUGAAAUUGCCUGAAGUAGUUUCGAAUUCUUAAGACGGGAGAGGAGAGGGGGGUGGGGGGACAGCACAAAUCUUGCACUCUUCAUUAGAGCAGUUGGUGAUGUGGAAACGGAGAGAAGAAGGAUUUUGCAUAUCGAAGUAAAACCGCGUAUCAUUUGCUGUUUAGGUGUACAUUUCAUUUAUUCUCUCUCUUCGUUUGACACGAAUGUUUGAUUGGCAAUAAAUGGCUGUUUUGUGCAAUGUU
Messenger RNA from Petromyzon marinus (sea lamprey), 7230 nucleotides. RefSeq names its product dermatan sulfate epimerase like (gene DSEL). Gene Ontology annotation, molecular function: chondroitin-glucuronate 5-epimerase activity. Lineage: Eukaryota; Metazoa; Chordata; Hyperoartia; Petromyzontiformes; Petromyzontidae. The record is from RefSeq and is a predicted model, not a curated record.